This is a messenger RNA of Oncorhynchus keta (chum salmon), 5169 nucleotides long. Its product is annotated as dual specificity protein phosphatase 8-like. The record is from RefSeq and is a predicted model, not a curated record. Gene Ontology annotation, molecular function: protein tyrosine/threonine phosphatase activity; MAP kinase tyrosine/serine/threonine phosphatase activity. The transcript is spliced from 7 exons. NCBI's taxonomy places the organism in Eukaryota, Metazoa, Chordata, Actinopteri, Salmoniformes, Salmonidae. Gene Ontology annotation, cellular component: cytoplasm. Bases 578 to 2620 code for a protein of 680 amino acids. Gene Ontology annotation, biological process: negative regulation of MAPK cascade; protein dephosphorylation.
UCAUCCUUAGUUCAUUUUAGUGCUAAAGGCACCUUCUGUUUUCCAGGGACGUUAAUGCCUAGUAAAUGCAGAUUGCUUAUCUGUAAUUGCGGCCACACUGCAUGACCUAUAUACAAGCGAAACAAUUGUAGUGCUUUAAUGUGUUAAUUUCCUUUACAUUCCCAGCGCUGUCAACUUUGCGCUGUGACCACAGUGGCUCUGCUGUCGCACAGUGUUUCAUUACCCUCGACCCAUGACAAGUAAACAGUGACCAAAGUUAAAGCGCUUUGAAGAGGGCUGCCGUGACACACUGUUCCUUCACACAUGGAGGUUAGCUGAUCACAAAUCACCAAGCCGGGGACACAGAGACACCAUGGAUCUCCUGAGGCCUCCUCCAUUGACCUCUUCUGCUCUCCUCCAUUGACCUCUUCUGCUCUCCUCCAUUGACCUCCUCUGCUCUCCUCCAUUGACCUCCUCUGCUCUCGUCUCCUCUUCCUCCGCCGAUACUCCCUCUCUCCACUCAUCCACCCCUCCCCCCUCAACGCCACCCCUCCCCCGUCCAUCCACCCAUCCUCUUGCGACCCCUCGUUGUGGCAUCAUGGCGGGGGAGAAGGGACCAGCCAGGCGGAGCGCCAUGGACAUAAAGCGCCUGGCAGGGUUGAUCCAGAGGGGGGCAGGGCGCCUGCUGGUGAUUGACAGCAGGACCUUCUCGGAGUACAACGCGUCCCACAUACAGGGGGCGGUCAACGUGUGCUGCUCCAAGCUGGUGAAGCGGCGUUUGCAGCAAGACAAGGUGUCCGUCACCGAGCUACUGCAGCCCAAUGGCAAGGUCAAGGUUGAGAUGGGCAGGAAACAGGAAGUGGUGAUGUACGACCAGAGUUCCAAAGAGGCGGGGCAACUAUCCAAAGAUAGCUUUGUCCACAUCCUACUGGGCAAGCUGGAGGGCACCUUCCACCGAGUCUCCCUGCUCACCGGGGGCUUUGCUGCAUUCUCCUCCUGUUUCCCCGGGCUGUGUGAGGGCAAGCCAGCUUUGCCUAUGAGCAUAUCCCAGCCCUGCCUGCCUGUAGCUAACGUAGGCCCCACACGCAUCCUACCACACCUCUACCUGGGGUCGCAGAAAGACGUCCUCAACCAGGACCUGAUGGUUCAGAAUGGCAUCACGUACGUGCUGAAUGCCAGUAACACCUGUCCCAAGCCGGACUUCAUCAGCGAGAGCCACUUCAUGCGGAUCCCUGUCAACGACAACUACUGCGAGAAGCUACUGCCCUGGCUGGAGAAAACCAAUGAAUUCAUUGACAAAGCCAAGGUGUCAAACUGCAGAGUCAUUGUGCACUGCCUGGCUGGAAUCUCACGCUCGGCAACCAUCGCCAUCGCAUACAUCAUGAAGACAAUGGGCCUGUCAUCGGAUGACGCCUACAGGUUUGUGAAGGACCGGCGGCCUUCGAUAUCGCCCAACUUCAACUUCCUGGGCCAGCUGCUGGAGUUCGAGAAGGGGCUGCGGCUCCUCCAAGCGCUGUCGGAUGACAAGACCUCUGAGGGCAAAGGUCAAUCCCAGGGUUCAGAGGUCAACGGGGUCAGCUCAGGUUCAGAGGUCAACGGUCAUCAUGACUUUUCAUUAGCAGAGCCCCCGACCCCUUCAGAACCCAAGCUCCCCUCGCCGACCUCCCUCCAGCAGGGCUUCAACGGCCUCCACCUGUCAGCCGAGCGCAUCCUGGACACUAACCGGCUGAAGCGCUCUUUCUCCCUGGACAUCAAGUCUGUGUACUCCCCUAGCAGCCCACACUGCCCACGCCUGGCAGCGCCCACACACUCCGAGGAUGUGCCCAAGCUGUGUAAACUGGACAGCCCCCCUGUCAACGGCAUCUGUCCCCAGUUCUCCCCCGCCCCGGACAGCCCUGGCUCAGCCGAGUCGCCCUUCCCCUCCCCGGGGUGCGGCGGUAGCAUCGGGGGUCUCGGCGUCGGGGGUCCCAGUGAAGGGGGCGUUCGCUCUGGAGGUCCCUCAUUGUCCAGGCCCAGGAGGAAAGCCAAGCACGGCUCUGGAUCUGGUGGAGCUGGAUCCACAAGCAACUCCCCGGUCCACUCCUACCUCCCACACCCCCAGUCCCUCAGCCUGGCUCUGGGACGCUCCCUGCCCGUCCACAAGAGCCCCAGCCUGGACGACAGCCUGAAGGGCUCCAUGCUUCUCUCCCUGCCCACCAUGGGAUCUGGGACCAUGUGGACCAAACACAGAGACACAGUCCAGGCGACCACCCCAGUCACCCCUACCACCGACACCCCCUGGUACUUUGGGACAGAAGAGGUAGGGGAAGGAGGGAUGGAACUCGGAGGCGGCGGUGGAGGAGGGGUGGAAGUGCGAUUCGGAAGCAGCUCAGCUUACGUGGCGUUCGGGUGUAGCGAAGGGGUGCGGCUACGGGAGAAAGUGCCGCGGGACAAAACGGCGUCGUCGUCAGCGUCGUCGUCAUCCUCGACGACCGUUGCUAAUGGGACGGGCUCCAACAGCAACGACAAGCAGUUCAAGCGGCGCAGCUGUCAGAUGGAGUUUGAGGAGGGCAUCUCCGAGACACAUUCCCGGGAGGAGCUAGGGAAGAUUGGGAAGCAGUCUAGCUUCUCCGGGAGCAUGGAGAUCAUCGAGGUAUCUUGACAAACCGGACUCCGGACCACAACCUGCUCGCCCAGGGAGGGGGGCAAAUGGACCUGAGGGGGGAGGACAUAGGGGGGAGAUUUAUAAUCCCUACGCAGACCGUGUUAAAGACUCAAACUCUUGAGAAGACAAACAAAUGGAAAGAGAGUUUCUGUGACUAGACAUGAGGUUCAACUGUCAAUUUACUACUACUGUACAUCUGCAGUACUACCAAACUAAGCUCUAAAGAGAGAAACUCUGGGGAAGAUGGAGGCUGUGGGGCCUGACACUGAACUAUGAACUAUUUCCUCUGUAUGGUGUCAGCUAGACAAAAAGGGACCCUGGGGCAAGUCACAAAGGGCUCCCUAUCCCCCAUAUAGUGCACUACUUUUGAACAAAUGUCACCAAAAGUAUAGCACUAGUUAGGUUAUAGGGUGUCAUUUGAGACGUAUAGCCAAGCGGUUUCCUCCUAAAGCUUGACUUCAGCCCCAGUGAACCCCAGCAUGGCUCAGUCUGCCCCACCAUUCAUUAAAAAGACUUUGAAAGCGCUACGUACCCCAGAAACACAGCACAUCACACUGCAGUGAGAUACCAUUCAGUGUCUACUAAGUGACUAUACCGGUGAUACUGCAUCAAAACAGUGAAGGAUCCUCCAUGUUGGCGUGUCAGCCCAGCAUGGUCCACGAGGACUCAUGGUGACCGAUAAAGACUGACAGUGUAUUUUCCCCACAAUCCUCUUCUGCUCCCUUAUUUCCAGUGUUAAACGGUGUGACGUGACUGAGGUUUGGGGCGGUGGGGAGGGGAGGGGUUAGGUCUAAGUUACGACCUCCCUGUAGUGGCGUUCUGUACACGCAUGUCUCCCUCCACACACCCCACCCCCCUGUGUAUACCCCCCACCCAUGCCCCCCCUUCUCCCAGCCUCUACUGAGCAUGCUCCAGAGUGGCUGGCCGACAGACAGACAAAUACUAUAUGAAUAUAUAUAGCAAUUUUAAUGGACUUUUAAUCAACAUUUGUUUUUCUCAUAGUUUUAAUUUAUUUUAUCUGUUCAUUCUGGUAAUGAGAAAUAAUCAUGUUUUGUGGACUUUUUCCUUUGUUAAUCUCAGUUUUUGUUGAAUGGUAUUUAUGAAACACAUACACAUGCAACAACACACACAAAACUACAAGCAAUAUGUGAUGUUCAUUAUUUGGAGGGAGAGUGAUUUAUUUUGGGUUUCAUCUGACAUUAAAAUGCACUUUUCUGUCACUCUCUUCAAAAACAAGUAUCCCAUCCACUUCCUAAGGGCACCAACACGCUCGAACCCCUGGUGAUAUAACCAGACGCGUGGUAUGGUGAAGAACAGUCAUCUGAGGGGUUUCUAGCUACUUCCCUAUGAGCACAACACGUUUGAAAGACAUUGAAAAGACGUACAAAAACAUGUAUUUUGGCUUGUAAAGACGCUGAAAUACAUAUUUUCCACGUCUUGUGCUCACUGUGUCGACUCUUCAGUUGUGUGUAUUUAUGAUGUUAUUUUUUUGUGAUCGUGGGCUCCUACAGUUAUUAGGGUUAUCUACUGGGAGACUGUUCGUGUGAGGAGACUGAAGAACCUUAUUCAACCCAGUGCUCUUCUAAAGAGCAGCAUUAUUGUAGGAAGGACUGUUGAUUUCUCGAGGGCUACGGACAACAACUACUGGUAUAUGCAAGUAGAUCCACACAUUUGACAAUAUUAGAGACAUCCACCUAAGAGUGCUAGACUCAUUCUGUUGGCUAGUUUCCACACACCCACACACACACACACACACACAGUGUUGGGAUGUGAGAGGAGCCCAAAGCUGAAACAAACCCCCUCCACACACACGAAGAUACACCGCCACCAUUCGUUUGUUCUCAGGGGAUCUUUCAGUGAGCCAAGCCCGGAGCAGGAUACACAACUGCUGGCACAUCAGCACAAUGCAUGUCCCCCUCACUCCCUCGCUCUCUCUCUAUCGCGCUCACUCUUGUUUUCCAAAGGUAUGAUAAAAAAAACAAAAUGGAAGGGAUGAAACUCGAAUGGAAUUUGUUGUGAUUCAGAGGUGAAUGAAUGAAUGCUAUUGCUCUCCUGGUGCGAGAUUGUCUAUUUAUUUAUGAUGUACGUAUAUGUGUUUCUUUUCUUUUUCUUCGGUUAUCUUUUCUCUAUGGCGAACGUUGACCUUUGACCUAUACCUUUGUGCUGCUGUAAGGUCAGACCUGGAUUUCCUGUGUUCAGUUCUCUUCCUAGCCUUUCCUUCUACUCUCUCUAUUUUUUAAAAGAUGUUAUAAUUAUUUUAAAACAUGUUAAGAGAAGAUGCAGGCUGUCCCGAUUGCUAUAAUUGUUGGUAUUGAUGUAUUAUUAUUAUUAUUAUUAUUAUUAUUAUAUAAUUAUUAUUAUGUUGUGUAAAUAGCAACGUAUCUAAGAACAUUGAUGAGUUUAGGUAAGUUUUGAAAAGAAAAUCCUGAUACCUUAGGCUGCUUGACGCAAAAUACCUCAGGUUCCUUUGAAAGGCUUUUCCUUCCCCUGUACCUGUUUUGUGAAAAUGAGACAAAAAUGCAAACAUUACAAAAAUAUGAACUGUU